Molecule: messenger RNA, 763 nt
Organism: Aspergillus ibericus CBS 121593
Lineage: Eukaryota; Fungi; Ascomycota; Eurotiomycetes; Eurotiales; Aspergillaceae
Product: carboxymuconolactone decarboxylase family protein
Exons: 2
Coding region: 58-603 (181 amino acids)
Molecular function (GO): peroxiredoxin activity
Source: RefSeq, a predicted model, not a curated record
CUAACAAAUACCAUUGCACCCAGAGUGAAAUAUCUCACGUCAAUAAUUAUAUGGAAGAUGGCUCGACUACCCUACCCCAACUACCACACACCCCUGUCCAAAACACAUCCCACCCUCAACAUCAUCAAACUCCUAUCCCACAGCACCGCCACGAUCAACCACUGGACAGCGCUCGGAAAUGCCCAAUUCAAAGACCUAUCUCUCUCUCCCAGAGACCGCGAGCUCGUCAUCCUGUUGACCACAUCCAAAUUCCACUCAACCUUUGAAUGGACCCAUCAUCUUCCCGUAUCACGCAAAGCCGGCGUAACCGAGAAGCAGCAAUCCGCGCUGGAGACAUCUGCCAAGGAAAAGAAUUACUUUAUCAGCGGGAAAUAUGACCCCGAGGCGGGAUUCAGCGCGAAAGAUAUGAUCCUGCUGACGUUUGUGGAGACGAUUAUCCAACAGCCGAAUGUCAGUGAUGAGUUGUGGGAGCGUGUGAAGAGUGAGUUUUCGGAUAGGGAGAUUGUAGAGAUUAUUUCUCUUCAGGGGUUUUAUUACUCGUUUUCGCGCUUGGCGACUGUUCUACGAUGUGAUUUUGAUGAGUGGGCGAAACCUAAAUUGUGAUGGUUCUUUCUCAGGAUGGGUUGCUUUCCAAUGUGACUGGUAUAGACGGUUGUUUUAGCUGAGUUCUGUAUUGAUGAGCUCAAUCAACUGUUAUGAAAUACUUAGUUACCUUGCUACUAGUAUUUCCAUAUCGUGGUAGAAAUAUACAGUAUGGAUGGAC